Brassica napus (rape) is the source of this 794-nucleotide messenger RNA. Its product is annotated as nucleosome assembly protein 1;3-like. Bases 345 to 590 code for a protein of 81 amino acids. The transcript has 6 exons. Gene Ontology annotation, biological process: nucleosome assembly. The record is from RefSeq and is a predicted model, not a curated record. Gene Ontology annotation, cellular component: nucleus. Lineage: Eukaryota; Viridiplantae; Streptophyta; Magnoliopsida; Brassicales; Brassicaceae.
CAAGGUGAGCUUCGUGCUCUAUGUUUGUGUUGAUUUGUUGUAUGUUUUUGAUUCACAGAACAAGUUGCAGAUUCUGGCUGGACAGCAUUCGGACGUGCUUGAGAAUUUGACUCCUAAAAUCAGAAGGCGUGUUGAGGUCUUAAGGGAGAUUCAGGAGAGAGAUUGAUUGGUAUCCUGGAAAAUGCUUAACUCAGAAGAUUCUCAAAAAGAAGCCUAAGAAAGGGGCGAAGAAUGCCAAGCCAAUCACCAAAACUGAAGAUUGUGAAAGCUUCUUCAAUCCUCCCCAAGUUCCUGAUGAUGAUGAAGACAUUGACGAGGAUAGAGCUGAGGAACUUCAGAAUCUGAUGGAACAUGAUUAUGACAUUGGUUCUACAAUCCGGGAGAAGAUUGUACCUCAUGCCGUCUCAUGGUUUACUGGUGAGGCUAUUGAAGGAGAGGAGUUUGAAAUAGACAAUGACAAAGAUGAUGAUGAUGAUGACGAAGAUGAUGACCAAAAAAAGAAGCCGUCAAUCCUACACAAGAAAGGAGGCAGACCUCAGCUUCACGAUGGGCAACAAGGGGAGAGGCCUCCUGAAUGUAAGCAACAGUAAACAAAAUCAGGCAAAAGAGCGUUGGGUUUUGAGUGAGUUCCAUGUAAAAUGUUUAUGAGGACUGCACAUUUAAGUUUAGCUGUAUGUUUGAUGAAUUUACUUUUUUGGCUCUUCGUUUUUGUUGUUGUUUUUUAAAAAAAAAACAACCUUCGUGUAAAAAUCAAGUAAUUAUUAACAGUUUUAAAUGAUAUAAAUUAAGAUAUG